Molecule: messenger RNA, 1541 nt
Organism: Macadamia integrifolia
Lineage: Eukaryota; Viridiplantae; Streptophyta; Magnoliopsida; Proteales; Proteaceae
Product: protein SOSEKI 1-like
Exons: 7
Coding region: 305-1414 (369 amino acids)
Source: RefSeq, a predicted model, not a curated record
UUGAACCAGAAAGAGAUCCAGACUCCAGAAUUUCUUCCAUCGAUUUCUUCUUUUUCUUUAGCUUCCCAAACAAGGCGAGCCAAAGUUUUGCUUUCCCCCCUAUUUGAGCAAGCUGAUCGUAGACCAUCGUUGCCCGUUAGUGAUAUACUCUCUCCAUGCGGUCGAACUGCUCGUAGACCACACUCUCCCAGUGUUCGAGCUGAUCGUAGAGAAACCUAAAUUAUCUUCGAAGCAGAUACGAGAAGUCGAAGUACUACAGAGAGCUUCAGAUUCGAAGGCCUUGGAAAACUUAGAGCAGAGAAGAAUGGAAACGAAAGGGGAUUUGAUGACGAAUCAAUUAAGGCGAAUUCACAUUAUUUAUUUUCUGAGUCGAAUGGGACGAAUCGAACAUCCUCACCUUAUCAGAGUUCAUCAUCUCAGUCGAAAUGGCGUUUAUCUACGAGAUGUUAAGAGAUGGCUAUCGGAUUUACGAGGAAAAGAUAUGCCAGAUUCGUUUGCUUGGUCUUACAAGAGGAGGUAUAAGGCAGGUUAUGUUUGGCAAGAUUUGGUAGACGAAGACCUAAUCACUCCAAUAUCUGAUAACGAAUUCGUUCUUAAAGGAUCUGAAAUCUCCUCUGUUCCAUUGGAUGCUUGUUCUUGCGGUGAAAAGAAAGCUUCAACAGAAAAACCAGACACCAUUGAAGACGAACUCCAGAGAUCCCCGGAUAGGAAGGUGGAGUUGACACCAAAAAUCUCCGAAAUCGAACUCGACGACAAAUCAUCAGAACCGCUAGACUCAGAGAGAUCACCAAUGACAGACGAAUCAAUGAAAUCGAAUAUGAGCAGGCCCGAGAAAGUAGAGAACAAAAGUGAAAAGAAGAAUAAGAAGAGUACAGAGAAGAAAAAGCCACCAUUGACGAGUUCUGCUUCGUCUCCCAAGAGUAAGAGCUAUUCUAGCGGAGCUUCCCAGGUGUUUCGGAAUAUACUCACAUGUGGUGCAGUCGAUACCAACGAUUCUGCAUUAACGAUGAUCAAUCGGGUUCAAAGAACUUCGAAGAAUAAUCCACCAGAGACGAUUGGUGGGUCUGAGAGGAUCUUCGGUAGUGAUUUUAACCAACAACCACAUCAACAGAAUUCCAGGAAAAGCUCUAAUGGAAUGAAGAACUCAAAGAACACCAAUGAAAAAAAGAAGGUUUCUGCUCCUUGUAAGCCAAUUGCCGAGCCCAUUUGCUCACAAUGUGGAAAGCGGUUCAAGCCAGAGAAAUUGCACUCUCAUAUGAAGUCCUGUAGAGGCAUGAAAAGCUUAAACAAGUCUGGUGGUAGUGGUGGUGGUGGUGCUUCUGCUGCUACAAUUGUCCUUGAGAAGACGUCAUCACAGAGAUCAACAGAAUCUUCAUCCAAGGAUGUGUCAUCAACUUAUUUCUUGACCCGCUAAUAAAAUAUAUUUCUAUUCAUUUAGUUGUCUUUGUUUUUAAUUUUCAUAUUUCUUGGGGAGAUUUUUGUCACUCUCCUAAACUUAACUUAUAUUUAUUCAAAUUCUUUUAAAGCAAAUUUUUACUUCC